Messenger RNA from Meloidogyne enterolobii, 280 nucleotides. NCBI's taxonomy places the organism in Eukaryota, Metazoa, Nematoda, Chromadorea, Rhabditida, Meloidogynidae. The record is from the annotation of a GenBank genome assembly.
UUUGUUGGUGCCCUAUGUGGAAAAGUUUUCUCGCGUUGAAGAAAAAGUUGUCUAUGCUUAUGCUGCUGGAAGUAUGAUGGUUAAAGCAUUAACUACAGCUAGACGAAUUAAUAAAUAUAAAGAAAUGGUUGAAAAUGUUGAAGAAAAAAUGUUAAAAAUUAAAGAAGAGAAGGGAAGGGUGAUGAUGGAAAUGAAUAAAAAUGGACACGAAGAAGGAACAAUAGUUGAAGAAGGAGAAAGGGUGGAAGAAGAAGAAGAGGAAGAAAAGGUAGGAAAGUGA